Letharia columbiana is the source of this 1422-nucleotide messenger RNA. RefSeq lists its product as uncharacterized. Gene Ontology annotation, molecular function: sulfurtransferase activity; tRNA binding. The transcript has 3 exons. Gene Ontology annotation, biological process: tRNA wobble position uridine thiolation. Bases 1 to 1422 code for a protein of 473 amino acids. Gene Ontology annotation, cellular component: cytosol. The record is from RefSeq and is a predicted model, not a curated record. Lineage: Eukaryota; Fungi; Ascomycota; Lecanoromycetes; Lecanorales; Parmeliaceae.
AUGGAGAAAGAGUUAUUCAUGAACUUCAAGCCUCAAUGGGUGCCGAAGCUGUUACGUGAUGUCCUCAGUCUUAGCCACGUCCCAGGCUUCGACGUUGCAGCUGCGGCUCAGAAUCGACUUAUAGAAAAAGGCAACGGAGCAAAGAGAUUCGAUCUGUCGCUGACGGGCGAUAGAGACUACUUGAAAAUACUCAUAAAGUCUCAGCCCUACGCCUUGGCGCCGUCUCGAAAAUUGUACCAUUAUUUGAAAUCUGCCACUUCAAUCAUUUACAACAACGAGAAGUUGCUCAAGAUGCCCAAACCGGUCGCUCAGAAUGGCCAGAAGAAAGACACAGUGUCAUGUGCAAGAUGUCACACUGCGGAGACAGCUUUGGUGGUGCGGACAGAGCAUCUUUGCAGGGAGUGCUUUAUGAGAUAUGUUGCAACCAAAGUCCUGAAAAGGCUGGAGACCAACAAGCUGCGUGGGGGCUUCAAGGAUCCGCAAAGGACUCUGCUAGUUCCCAUUUCAUUUGGAGUAUCAUCCAUCGCUCUGUUGCACGUGCUUGAUCAGCAGCUCAGUAAUAGGGCGGAGACAGGCCGUCAUGCUGGAUACAACCUUCACGUCCUGUUUGUGGAACAGUCCGUAGUGCUUGGGCAGCCGUCUUCCCUUGAAUCAUUGGACGUGCUCAAGCAGAGGUACCCUUCUCACACUUACACAGUAAUCUCGCUGGAAGACUGCUUUGAUUACAGCAUUGGCUUCGACACGUCAGCAUCCGCUGAUGCGUUGACGAAUGGUUCUAUCGCUCUGGACAAGCGGACUUGCUUGAAGCACAUCUUGUCAUCUGUUCCUUCGGCAACAUCAAGAGUCGAUAUGAUUGAAAUACUACGGCGUCGACUGAUCCUGGCAUUUGCAAAAGCACACGCCUGUGAUAGCAUACUUUUCGGCGAUUCGACUACUCGAUUGGCAGAAAAGACACUCUCGGAGACGGCCAAAGGCAGAGCUAUCGCUCUUCCAUGGCUGACAGCUGAUGGAUCGUCCUCUGACGGCACUAGUUGCACAUACCCGCUGAGAGAUCUGCUAAGAAAGGAACUCGGAUCUUAUGUGAGCAUGACCUCACCUCCACUGACUCCACUGAUCUGUGAGGCUCCAUUUCAACGGCCCACAUCGUCCAAGGAUACUACUAUAGAUGGCCUCAUGACUCAGUACUUCGAGUCUGUCGAACAGAACUACCCAAGCAUUGUCGCGAACGUGGUACGAACUGCAGGCAGACUAGUGGCACCUUCAACGUCUGAGGGUACGAAUACAUGCGCUCUUUGUGGAUAUCCAAUUGUGAACGAGGCAUGGGGUGGAGACCAGUUGGACUCUGGAGUACCACAAGUGGCUGAUAGCAACGGGUCCGAAUACGGCAAUUCUUUUUGCUAUGGCUGUGCGCGAACAGUCUGA